Dibothriocephalus latus is the source of this 447-nucleotide messenger RNA. The record is from the annotation of a GenBank genome assembly. NCBI's taxonomy places the organism in Eukaryota, Metazoa, Platyhelminthes, Cestoda, Diphyllobothriidea, Diphyllobothriidae.
AUGGUGGCAGCCAGCAACUGCACUAAUGCUGCUGCUGCUGCUGCGUCAACAGUAACAACAGAGCCGGCCUUAAAAAACGGUGAUUACACGAACGGUAUUCAAACCUGUCCCUCAGUGCGCAGUAUGCCUCUCCCAUCGAGAAACUCGCUCUGUACGGGCCUCAGUACGGACAAUUCUGUUCUGACCGACCAGUUGGCGGCGGUCGAAAAUGUGUGCAAAGGCUUCAAGUAUAUCAGUCUGGACGGUCUCUUUUUCGUUGGCGUGACUCAAAACGGUCCGAAACUGUCCGUAACAUCCGCUCUGAAAAGUGCCUUUGGUAAAAUUCUUCAGUUGAAGAAGCCGCCUGAGUCGUCCCUCGACCUAGAGACUCAGCAAAUGAAAGAGGUGACUGUUGCCACUGGCCCUGCUCACUCUGCACUUUUCCGCCGGCUUCAGGUGAACGAAUCC